Molecule: messenger RNA, 1032 nt
Organism: Gilbertella persicaria
Lineage: Eukaryota; Fungi; Mucoromycota; Mucoromycetes; Mucorales; Choanephoraceae
Product: aldehyde dehydrogenase domain-containing protein
Exons: 1
Coding region: 1-1032 (343 amino acids)
Molecular function (GO): oxidoreductase activity, acting on the aldehyde or oxo group of donors, NAD or NADP as acceptor
Source: RefSeq, a predicted model, not a curated record
AUGCAUGCAUUCACGACUCGAGAGCCUCUAGGCACAGUUUCAUUAAUCACCUCCUUUAAUUAUCCCCUUCUUCUAACAGGCUGGAAGUUAGGGCCAGCCUUGGCUGCUGGUAAUUGUGCUAUUGUAAAGCCAGCCCCACAGACACCUUUAUCGUCACUAGCCUUGGCUGAUUUAGCAACUGAUAUUUUACCUCCUGGUGUACUCAAUGUCUUGCCUGGAGGGGUUGAUGUGAGUCAAGCAUUGAUUGACCAGACAGACAAAACAAGUUUUACAGGUUCGACCAAAGUUGGGCAAGAAAUCAUGCGUCGUGCAGCGAACCGGUUGUUACCAUUGACACUUGAAUGUGGUGGCAAGAAUGCAGCCAUUGUAUGCGAAGACGCUGACUUGGAGUCUGCCGUUGAACACAUUGCUAUGGGCGCAUUUUCCAAUGCAGGACAAAAUUGCUGUGCUAUCUCUCGAGUCUUGGUACAAAGAUCGAUUUAUGAUAAAUUUCUUCAGCAACUCACAAACACAGUCGAGACCUCCUGGAGAGCAACAAUAGAUUCAAAGGAGUCAGAAUUUCAUUAUCUUUAUGGCCCCUUAAUUGACAAACAUCAAUAUUUACGAGUGAAAAAGUAUAUUGAGGGUAACCAUCCACCUUUGAUAGCAGGCAAAAUUCGAGAACCCAACCAAGGCUAUUUUAUUCCACCUACUCUAUUCGCUCAUAUUCCUGAUGAUUCUCCUUUAGCCGUGGAAGAAAUUUUCGGUCCUGUUCUAAGUAUACUCACUCCUUUUGAUGACCUGAAUGAAGCGGUUGAAAGAGUGAAUCGGUCCGAAUAUGGACUUGCGGCGGGCGUAUUUUCUCAAGAUUUAAAAAAGGCACACUAUGCAGCCAAUAAGAUCAAAGCUGGCUAUGUUUGGGUCAAUACAUACAACAUCAUGCCUCCUUCUUUACCAUUUGGAGGCAGAAACCUAUCUGGAAUAGGAAAAGAUUUAGGUACAUCAGCAAUAGAAGCCUUUUCUUUUGAGAAAAGUAUUAUGAUGGCCUUGUAA